Molecule: messenger RNA, 547 nt
Organism: Euleptes europaea (tarantolino)
Lineage: Eukaryota; Metazoa; Chordata; Lepidosauria; Squamata; Sphaerodactylidae
Product: histone H3.3A-like
Exons: 1
Coding region: 53-463 (136 amino acids)
Cellular component (GO): nucleosome
Molecular function (GO): protein heterodimerization activity; DNA binding; structural constituent of chromatin
Source: RefSeq, a predicted model, not a curated record
GAGCGGAAGUGUUUUGUGGGAUUUUAUUCGUAAUAGUGAAAAGUGAGGGGCAAUGGCCCGUACUAAGCAGACUGCCCGUAAGUGUACUGGUGGCAAAGCUCCACGUAAACAGCUGGCUACCAAAGCUGCAAGGAAAAGCGCUCCCUCUACUGGCGGCAUCAAGAAACCUCGUCGCUACAGGCCUGGUACUGUGGCUCUGUGUGAGAUUCAUCGUUACCAAAAAUCCACAGAGCUCCUGAUCCGUAAGCUUCCAUUCCAGAGGCUCGUAAGGGAGAUCGCACAAGACGUUAAGACAGACUUGAGGUUCCAGAGUGCAGCUAUUGGUGCACUGCAGGAGGCUAGUGAAGCAUAUCUGGUGGGUCUCUUUGAAGGCACAAACCUGUGUGCCAUCCAUGCCAAGAGAGUUACCAUCAUGCCCAAAGACAUCCAGUUGGCUCUUAGGAUACAGCAGGAGAGAGCUUAAAAGGAGGCAGCUUUUAUGGUGUUUUGUAGUAAAUUCUGUAAAAUACUUUGGUUUUGAUUCGUGAUUUUUUGGUAUGAAAUUGUU